Messenger RNA from Thyridium curvatum, 1125 nucleotides. RefSeq lists its product as uncharacterized. The record is from RefSeq and is a predicted model, not a curated record. Gene Ontology annotation, molecular function: molybdenum ion binding; oxidoreductase activity. The transcript is spliced from 5 exons. Gene Ontology annotation, cellular component: mitochondrion. NCBI's taxonomy places the organism in Eukaryota, Fungi, Ascomycota, Sordariomycetes, Thyridiales, Thyridiaceae. The coding region runs from base 1 to 1125 and encodes 374 amino acids.
AUGGCAGUAUUUCAGCACACAGUAGAAGAGCCUCUGAACCGUGAACCAUCAUCAACAAAACUGGUAGAGAACUAUGUAACUGAGAAAAUUGGAUACGACCGAAACCAUGGCCCGAUUCCCGUGAUAGAUGGUGAAUCCCACCGAGUGACCAUCGACGGUGCAGUGCGCAGCACACUAUCUCUUUCAGUCGCCGACCUACAGGCACUUCCUCAGCACACAGUCGUCUGUGCACUCCAGUGUGCAGGCAAUCGCCGGCAUACCAUGCGUACCAAGCUCCACGAAGUCCAGGGAGUAGACUGGUUCGAUGCAGCAGUCAUGAACUGCGAGUGGACCGGCCCCCGCCUGCGAGACGUUCUGCUCAAAGCCGGUGUCAGCCUGGAUGAGAAGAAGUGGAAAGAUGCACAUGCAGCUUUUGCGUGUUAUACAGCACCUACGGAGAACUCGUCGUGGUACGGUGGGAGCAUACCUCUCGACAGGGCGAUGAGAGAUGAUGCAGACGUGAUUCUAGCAGUGCAAAUGAACGGCGAGACGCUGUCUCCAAACCAUGGGUACCCGGUCAGAGUGAUCGUCCCUGGUAUAGCUGGAGCUCGCUCUGUGAAGUGGGUUGAACGAGUUACGGUUCAGAUGACCGAGUCAGAAAACUAUUAUCAGAAAUACGACUACAAAGUCCUGCCCCCGGAUAUCGACUCAAAGGAAGCAGCUGAAGAAGUGUGGGACAAAGUGCCUGCGCUGAUGGGAAUGCCCGUCAACUCAGCCAUCGGUGUUCCUACUAAGGGUUCCAGAGUUGAAAGAGACCGAGACGGGCACGUGCUAGUCAAAGGCUAUGCUUUACCUGGCUGCGACUCUGGCCCGAUAACAAAGGUUGAAGUCAGUGGUGACGAUGGGAAGACCUGGCAGCAGGCCACUAUCCUUGACCAGGACAAAUUUUCCACUGAACCUUCCAAGUUCAAGUGGGCUUGGUGUCUCUGGGAAGCACAUGUCAGGAUGCAGCCCAGCACCGGGAAGAAGCUACUGAGCAGGGCGACAGACCAGGGAGGGAAUCAACAGCAGGAGACUUGCGAGUGGAAUCUUCGCGGUGUUGCGUACAACGGAUAUGGAGAGACCGACGAGAUUGAGGUUGUGUAA